GUAAUUUUUUAUGUGGUGAGUCACAAUCAUCAUCAUCAUCAUCUCCUUCACAUCCGUUACUAGUCAUAUGGAAACGUGUACUCCUUAGAAACGCAAUAUCUCUACAGAUAUUGAAGACAAGUUGCAAAAUUUGUUUUUUAAGAAAAGUAUGAAUUCGAUUCAAUUAUCUUGUAGCUCUCUUCCCCAUGACAUAAUCCUGAAGAUCGGCUCUUCUCUUCAGGUGAAUGAUCUUUGUGCACUCAGUAGCUGUUCUAGUUUUUGGAGAGAGCUUUGUGGUUCUGAUGUCUUAUGGGAACCUCUGUUUCGAAAAAGAUGGCCUUUGUUGUUCACAUUUGAUGCAGACAGUACUCAGUUUCUUCAACCCCAAAACGCUGGAACCACCAAUGAUGAAAGUUCUCAGGAAUGGAGAAGAUUUUACGUGGCGCAGCAUACGGAAAUGGCAUCAAGAGCUUCCGAGGUGAUUACGUAUGUGACCAAAUGGCCAUCUACGUUGUCUCUAGAGGGCGGCCAAUACCUGCACGCGGUUGAAACAAUGAGCUCGAUGAGGUUAGGAUUUCAAGAUGUGGAGUUUUUUAUCUUCAAACCAAACUUGAGCGUGCUGCUAAACCUCAUUGGACUCAUCUACUGCAUACAACACCUGAAACCGCUGCGGGAGCAAAUCUUGGAAGCGCUUACGCGAUAUGGAAUCUCCGAGCAGCUGGUUUGGGUGAAAUGGUUGACGUUAGGUCGAUGGUCAGGUGGGAGACGAAUGAGAGACGAAAUCGUAUCACGUCAGGUCUCUCUAGUCAAUGUUGUAACAGGGAAAGAAGAAACCGUUCUAAAAGUGCUUCAGCGUGGAGUUGUUCACGAAGUUCUUCGUGUUUGUAUCUCAACCAUGGAUCUUGCUUGCGCCCCUUGCACCAGUAGCACCAUCAGAAACUACUAAACCUUUUCAAAUUACACAUUUGUUACAAGUCUAAUUAAUUGUGUUUAGCCAGUGUGAUAAACAAACAUAUAUGUAAAGUAAAUUUGUGUAUAUGAUUGAAACUACUUAUGUAAAUAACAAAAUAAUAAAGUGAAUUACAAUUUUUUCACUAAA
Messenger RNA from Camelina sativa (false flax), 1078 nucleotides. RefSeq lists its product as uncharacterized. The record is from RefSeq and is a predicted model, not a curated record. Lineage: Eukaryota; Viridiplantae; Streptophyta; Magnoliopsida; Brassicales; Brassicaceae. Gene Ontology annotation, cellular component: SCF ubiquitin ligase complex. Gene Ontology annotation, molecular function: protein binding. Gene Ontology annotation, biological process: protein polyubiquitination; SCF-dependent proteasomal ubiquitin-dependent protein catabolic process.